Messenger RNA from Lipotes vexillifer (Yangtze River dolphin), 825 nucleotides. The record is from RefSeq and is a predicted model, not a curated record. Lineage: Eukaryota; Metazoa; Chordata; Mammalia; Artiodactyla; Lipotidae.
AUGGAGAAUCAGUGCACCGCUUUGGUGGACACCCGAGACCUGGGUGGGGCUGCUUCCCAGGCGGCUCGUAGGCGUGCUGCAAGGAAGGAGGAGGAAGAGAAUAGGACCAACCUUUGCGCCUUUAUCAGUGGUCCUCAAAACUUCAUCUUAGAAGCAGCAGUGCUAGCAUCCCCUGGGAAGUUGUUAGAAAUGCAAAUUCCUGGAGCCCACCCCAGAACUACCGACUCAGAAACUCGGGGGCUAGACCCAGAAAUCUGUUUUAACAGGCCCUCAAGUGGAGGGCUCCUUCUGUACCCCAGCCAAUUAAAAGACUUGGUUGUUUUGCAGAACCUUCUCAUAUGUGUCAUCCUCUUCUACACUGUGUACUACGUGGCUCUGGGCAUGUACUGGGUGAUGCUCAAGGUGUAUGUGUUGGAUGUCCUGGCACCAUCGGACUUCAAAACAAAUCCCUCAUGGCUCAACACAAAUUAUAAAGUGCUUUUAGUCUCAUCAGAGGUCACCUACUUUGUUUGUGGAUUGCUUUUUGUUCUGGUGGUAGAAGAAUGGGUUUGGGAUUAUGGUAUUUCAGUAACUAUUCCUCAUGUUACCAUCACUUCAACUGUUCUGUUGGAAUUCCCUUUGACAUCACAUUGGUGGGCUGCUUUAGAUCAGGAAAAGAAGUUACCACGUGCAAGGCCUAGUCGGAGCCUCGGCAGCCGAGCAUGCUCAGUAGCUGGGACCGCUCUGCGCUCAGAGCCGCGUCUGGCUCGCGCUGGGCUGGCGGGGGCGUGGAGGCUCUUGCGGCAGCUGAUCCUUGCUCCUGAAAGGCUGACCUCUGCCCCGUAA